GUAAGGACGGAAGCCGACGUGGGACCUGCCCCGUUUUGUUGUGUGUUUCGCCUUUUAUUUAAACACGCGUUUGCAUGGGAAGAAGAGGCUAGGCUCCCCAUCGCGGCGGCGCCGAAUCGGAGAGGCCUCUGCUGGACAGCCAUGGAGGACGACGCUCCGGUGAUUUAUGGGCUGGAGUUCCAGGCACGAGCUUUAACACCCCAGACCGCAGAAACAGAUGCAAUACGGUUUCUGGUUGGAACUCAGUCUCUUAAAUAUGAUAAUCAGAUUCACAUCAUAGAUUUUGACGAUGAAAAUAACAUUAUAAACAAAAAUGUUCUUCUGCAUCAAGUUGGUGAAAUUUGGCACAUAAGUGCCAGUCCAGCUGACAAAGGUGUGCUUGCAACCUGCUACAGUAAAACUUCAGACAGUAAAGUCAUGACAUGUGCGGCUGUUUGGAGGAUGCCGAAGGAAUUGGAAUCAGGCAGUCAUGAAUCCCCUGAUGAUUCAUCAAGCAACGCUCAAACCCUGGAGCUACUCUGUCACCUUGACAACACGGCCCAUGGCAAUAUGGCCGGUGUUGCAUGGGAGCCGAUGGGAGAUGGCAAAAGAUUAAUUUCUCUGGCUGAUAAUCACUUGCUUCUGUGGGAUUUGCAAGAAAGCUCAAGCAAGGCAGUGCUGUCAAAUUCCGUCGCCUUGGAAGGAAAGGGACAGUUGAAGUUUACCUCCGGACGAUGGAGUCCCCACCAUAAUUGCACUCAGGUUGCGACAGCAAACGACACUGCCAUUCGAGGAUGGGAUAUACGCACUAUGACUCAAAUAUAUUGUAUAGAAAAUGCUCAUGGACAGCUGGUGAGGGACCUCGAUUUUAAUCCCAACAAACAGUACUAUCUGGCUAGCUGCGGAGAUGACUGCAAGGUGAAAUUCUGGGACACCAGAAACGUCAGUGAGCCAGUGAAGACACUGGAAGAGCAUUCCCACUGGGUCUGGAACGUCCGCUACAAUCAUUCCCACGACCAAUUAGUGCUGACAGGCAGCAGUGACAGCAGAAUCAUCCUUUCCAACAUGGUAUCCAUUUCUUCUGAACCUUUUGGGCACCUGGUAGAUGAUGAUGAACUUAGCGACCAGGAAGACCACCAGGAAGACAAGGCUUUUGUGUACACACCUAAACGGAUUAAAGAACCACUUCAGGACAGCAUAAUAGCUACCUACGAAGAACAUGAAGACAGUGUCUAUGCAGUGGAAUGGUCUUCAGCCGACCCAUGGCUAUUUGCCUCGUUAAGUUAUGAUGGGCGGCUUGUUAUUAACAGAGUUCCCAGAGCUCUUAAAUACCACAUACUGUUAUAAAUCUGUUCACAUUUCUUCAGCUUCAUUAUCUCAGUAUUGGCUGAUAAUUGGAAAUACUCCAUUUCUCAAAUAAGUGUCAUGAAAGGAAUAUCAACCCUUUUCCCUCUAGUGUAAAUAUUUGAAAAUUAAAAGAACUGCUAUGAAAAUCACUUUUUUUUUUACUGUUUUUCUUGUUUUGCAGCUGACAUAUUUUAUAUAGUACAGUGGUACCUCUGGUUGCGGACACGAUCUGUUCCGGGGUGCCAUUCGCACCCCAAAAAGUCUGCAACCAGAGCGGCGCUUCUGUGUGUGCGCGAAGUAUGCAGAACGCUUCUGCGCGUGCGGCAAAACCCGGAACUAAACACUUCCGGGUUUGCUGCGUUCCCAAACACACACACACACACACACAUGCGUACACAUAAAUGAAGAGACUACUGUAUUACUAUCCAAUUUCCUUGUAUGAUCUGUGUUGUCCUAUAUGAAUUAGUUGAACCCAAAGGGAGCAUUUACCCAUAAUUUUUUUAAUAUUUAGGGAAACAAAUGGAAUAUUGCCAAUACACUCACACCAAAGUGAACUAUUUCAGUUUCACUUAAGUGUUUCCAUAGUGGAGGUUUGUGGUUGAACCAAAUCAUGUCUUAAAACAUUUCUGCCUCUUAAAACAAAUAGACAUGGGCUGUGUUUGCAUUUAAUACUAAACUUUAGUCAGUGCAGUGUGACUGAGCCAUCUGCAGAUAGGAAACCCUUUUUCAAAUAUCUCAAGGGCUCCCACAUGGAAGACGGAGUAAGCUUGUUUUCUCCUGGCUCUGGAGGGUAUGGCUCGAACCGCUGGCUUCAAGUUACAAGAAAGGAGAUUCCGACUAAACACCAGGAAGAACUUUCUGGCAGUAAGAGCUGUUUGACAGUGAAAUGGACUCCUUCGGGAGGUUAUGGACUCUCCUUCAUUGGAGGUUUUUAAGCAGAGGUUGGAUGGCCAUCAUGGAUGCUUUAGUUGAGAUUCCUGCAUUGCAGGGGGUUGGACUAGAUGGCCUUUGGUGUCCGUUCCAACUCGUAUGAUUCUAUGAUCUGUGUUACAUUAACGCGUUUCAGUUAUUGCACAACAGGAAGUGCAGGGGCCACAAGGCCUAGGAAAUAAUCCCACUAGCUUUGGGAAGGGAAGAUGAAUAUGGAUCCAUAAAUCCUGCUGUUGCUAUAGUGACAGCUUUGGCUUCUGUUGAAAGGGCCUGCCUAUUCCUAACCUUUGUCUCUACCCAGCAGCUAGAUCGAAAUGUGAUUUUCCAUGUGUGUAUGCUGUUCCCAGUAUGUAAUGAUAUUACCAAAUUGUAUUUGUAGGGCCUGGGAAAAGGGAGGCAGACAGGGAAAUCCCAUUAAAAAAACACACACACCCCAAAGCUAGAUUUUAUUCUUGACCGACUAAUAAGUACAAAUCUAAAUUCAUACAGUCCAUGGUGGGUAUUUUUCUGCCUCUAUUUUAAUAAUUCCUGCAAGUAGCGAUCACCCUUGGAGCUUCAAGGGUGGUAUCACGUCCAUUUCAUACCUGAUAAAGAUGAUGCUUCAUAUGAGUGGACAGCGUGAGCUCUCCUUGGCUUCAGCAAUAAACCUUUGCUAAUGAAGAAAUGAAUUUUGAAAUAGUGGGUUUAAAAAAGAAAGUUGGUGUGUUUUAUCUUCACUUUAACAUACCGAAGCAUUACACUGUUGAAUUGAUUUUACCUGUUAAAAGUUAUCUGCCGUAGCUAAUUUCGCCAUGGACUCGCAUGGAAGGAGUGAGGUACCCUUCAUAUAUUGAAAACAAUGCUAUAGGUAGAUAUGGUAAUAGGGUUAUAGAACUAAUUUUCUAAUUUGCUGGCAAGAAGCUGGACUGUGGAUCCCCCUAUGAACAAACAAUCCCAUAGAGCCUGAACCCCAGUUUAUCACUGUACCUUCAGCUAUCCACAUGGAUGGUAGGCUCAAGAAGCAGAUGAAACACAGUACCUUUGCCAGAGCUGCUGCCAGUCAGAGUAGACAGUAGUGGGUUUGAUGGACAGAUAAGGCAACUUCCUGUGUUGAGUGAAAUGGAAACAUGCUGAAAUUAUGGCAUGGGGUUUGUUCAGAUAUAAAUUGUGGUUGCACUAACCAUAGUUUAGACCAGGCACCCCCAAACUUCAGCCCUCCAGAUGUUUUGGACUACAAUUCCCAUCUUCCCUGACCACUGGUCCUGUUAGCUAGGGAUCAUGGGAGUUGUAGCCCAAAACAUCUGGAGGGCUGCAGUUUGGGGAUGCCUGGUUUAGACUCUUAAACCACGCUUUUUGGUCCACUUUUAUAGGCAAAGUAUAUUUUCUGUGAUUUCCUUCCUCAUACCUUCCAUGAUAAUUUCUGGGUGCUAGGUCAGACAGUGGCCUCUAAGGGUUAAGCACCACCCCAAACCAUGAGUUCAGAUGUAUCAUCAUAUGACAAUUUAAUGAAAUUACGGUAGUUUUCAAACCAGCUUCAGACUCCCAAUUUCAAAUCAUCAUUUGUUGGCCACUGGCAAACCAUAUUUUGCCAGACGGUGUUGGUUUAGACAUUACGACAAACCUUAGUUUUGUGUGCUAAAGCAUGGUUUGGUGUUGCCUCUUUUCUGCACUAAUGGUCUUUUUCAUUCCUUCCAUCCACCUUAAAAAGAAGCCCUCCUUAAGUCUAAUAUGUCAACUCUUGCAGCUUACUAUUCUGUGACUGUUGGUUCAUCCUAAUAAAUUGGGCAUCAUGUAUUGCUGCUUCUUAGGGAAGCAUGUGGGUGUUUGAUGGGUCAAUGCAGCUGCCUGGAGUUUUGGAUUCACCUGGGGGAUGAAUCCAGGCUCUCCUUUUGGGUGUGACUGUUGGUGGAAACAUUGUGAGCCCUUGCACUUCGAAACUGACCACUGUGCUACUGCUUCCCCAGCAGUCUUCUAUCCAGGACUCCCAAACCCAGUCAUAGCUUGUGAAGCUUCAGCAAUGUUACAGCAUCAAUGCAUCUUCAGACCAUGCCUUGGGACUAUUUGUAUUUAACAAACUAAGUGUAAAGAAGCAAAGCAGCUUUGAAAAUAUUGAACACUGGUGCAUUUGCAUAUCCAGGGAACAGUCAUUUGCCGUCAAAUGAAAGAUAGAAAAGAAUAGCGUUCACUUUUUAAAAAAAUGCUUACACACACACCCCCCAAUACUCUGAAUAUUUUGCAUUUGGCUUUUGAGAUGUUUAUUGCAUAAAUGAGGAAUUAAAAGAGGAGCACCAUUAGAUGGGUGCCAUUGAGGGAAUUCAGCUUUCACGUUGGCAAUGCAGGCUUUUCAACCCCCUGCACCAUUAAGAAACCUAUUACAUAUAAUUACAAGCAUAGUGUGAUGUUUGUUAUUCCAUAGUAUCAUAUAAUGAAAUAGAAAGGAAAGGAACCAUGUUGUAUUUAUUUACUUACUUAGGUUUAGCACUUGAUGCAAAGUCUGCCAAAAACUGCAUGUUUUUGUCUGCUUUAAAAUGAACACUAAGCCUAAAUGCUGAAGCUUAAAACUUAACAUUUCUCUGUUUUCUCCAUGGACUUCUAUUUUUUUUCUGCUUGUUAAGAAACACAACUUAUUUUUGCUCUUAAACAUUUAAUUAGGAGGCUGUGUGCACAACCAGAAGCAAAAGGUGUUACGAUGCAGGGAGGAACAAACGGUACCUUUCUAUGUUAUUUGUGCUUGUUAAUAAAGCUGGCAUUUUGGUUAAUGAAAA
Messenger RNA from Zootoca vivipara (common lizard), 5000 nucleotides. It is a transcript of the gene EIPR1, whose product is annotated as EARP complex and GARP complex interacting protein 1. The record is from RefSeq and is a predicted model, not a curated record. Gene Ontology annotation, molecular function: protein binding. Lineage: Eukaryota; Metazoa; Chordata; Lepidosauria; Squamata; Lacertidae. Gene Ontology annotation, biological process: protein ubiquitination.